GGCGCAGCGGGAGGCGGCGGCGGCGGCGCGGCGGGAUGGACGAGCCCAGCAUCCUGCGGCGCCGGGGUCUCCAGAAAGAGCUGAGUCUGCCGCGCCGAGGAAGAGCUUGCAGAAGCAGCAAUAGGAAGAGCUUAGUGGUGGGCACCCCCUCUCCGACCCUCUCACGGCCUCUGUCCCCCCUCUCCGUGCCAACAGCUGGGAGCAGCCCCUUGGACAGCCCACGCAACUUCUCUGCCAGCACCUCCAUCAACUUCCCCUUCGCUCGCAGCCAUGCUCCUCGGACUGACAGGGCUGAUGGCAGAAGGUGGUCACUGGCUUCGUUACCCUCCUCUGGCUAUGGGACCAACACCCCCAGCUCCACGGUCUCGUCAUCUUCAUCCUCCCAGGAGCGCCUGCACCAGCUGCCGUACCAGCCCACCCCCGACGAGCUGCAUUUCCUUUCUAAGCAUUUCCGCAGUUCGGAAAGCGUCACGGACGAGGAGGGCCGGCACUCGCCCUGCCUGCGCCCACGAUCCAGGAGCCUCAGCCCUGGACGGACGAGUGGAACGUUUGAUAAUGAGGUUGUGAUGAUGAACCAUGUCUACAAGGAGAGGUUCCCCAAGGCCACAGCCCAGAUGGAAGAGCGUCUGCAGGACACCAUCACCAACUUCUCCUCGAGCAGCACUCUGCCCCUGGCAGAUGGGGUGCUGGGCUUCAUCCACCACCAGAUCAUCGAGUUGGCCCGUGACUGCCUGGCCAAGUCCCAGGGAGCUCUCAUCACCUCCCGCUACUUCAUGGAGCUGCAGGAGAAACUCGAGAAGAUGCUGCGAGACGCUCAGGAGCGUUCGGAGAGCGAGGAGGUGAAGUUCAUCGACCAGCUGGUGAGGAAGCUGCUGCUCAUCAUCUCCCGCCCUGCUCGACUGCUGGAGUGCCUGGAGUUUGACCCAGAGGAGUUUUACCACCUCCUGGAAGCCGCAGAAGGACACGCCAAAGUCGGCCAGGGAAUAAAGACUGAUAUUCCCCGAUACAUCAUUAGCCAACUGGGGCUCGUCAAGGAUCCACUGGAGGAAAUGGGCCAGCUGGAUCACUUUGACAGCGGGAACACCAUCACUCCAGAGAACGAUGACGCCUGUGAGAGCCAGCCUUCAGUCACUGUUCCACGGAGGAAACCCUGCGAGGGGGACUUUGAGACCAUCAAGCUGAUCAGCAACGGGGCUUAUGGGGCUGUGUACCUGGUGAGGCACAGGGAGACGCGGCAGCGCUUCGCCUUGAAGAAGAUCAACAAGCAGAACCUUAUCCUGAGGAACCAGAUCCAGCAGGUGUUCGUGGAGAGGGACAUCCUCACCUUUGCAGAGAACCCCUUCGUGGUCAGCAUGUUCUGCUCCUUCGAGACGAAGCGACACCUCUGCAUGGUGAUGGAGUACGUGGAAGGGGGGGAUUGUGCCACGUUGCUGAAGAACAUGGGCCCGCUGCCUGUCGACAUGGCCAAGAUGUACUUCGCCGAGACCGUCCUUGCGCUGGAGUAUCUGCACAACUACGGCAUCGUCCACCGGGACCUCAAACCUGACAAUUUGCUCAUCACCUCCAUGGGCCACAUAAAGCUGACAGACUUCGGUCUGUCAAAGAUUGGCCUGAUGAACAUGACCACGAACCUCUACGAGGGACACAUGGAGAAGGACACUCGGGAGUUCAUGGACAAGCAGGUGUGCGGCACCCCGGAGUACAUUGCCCCCGAAGUCAUCCUCAUCCAGGGCUACGGGAAGCCCGUGGAUUGGUGGGCCAUGGGCAUCAUCCUCUACGAGUUCCUGGUGGGCUGCGUGCCCUUCUUCGGAGACACCCCCGAGGAGCUCUUCGGCCAGGUUAUCAGUGAUGAAAUUAUGUGGCCAGAAGGGGACGAGGCUCUUCCUGCAGAUGCCCAGGACCUGAUCACACGGUUGCUGAGACAGUGUCCCCUUGAACGCUUGGGCACUGGAGGUGCACACGAGGUGAAGCAUCACUCCUUCUUCCUCCACCUGGACUGGAAUGGGCUGCUGCGGCAGAAGGCUGAGUUCAUUCCCCAGCUGGAGUCAGAGGACGACACCAGCUACUUUGACACUCGUUCCGAGAGGUAUCACCACCUGGAUUCGGAAGAUGAGGAAACCAACGACGAGGAGUCAUCGGUGGAGAUCGGGCAGUUCUCCUCCUGCUCCCACCGCUUCAGCAAGGUGUACAGCAGCUCGGAAUUCCUGGCGGUCAACUCCAACCUCAGCCUCUCGUCCUCCGACCGGAGUCACAGCGAUGAGAAGGAGGAGCGAUGGGACAGGCACUCGGGAGACGAGGACAAGAGCAGGCCAGCAGGCACUGAGCCCCGGCUCCGCUCGUGGACGUCCUGCAGCUCCACGCCGUACACCUCCCGGCACGAGCGGAGCCGCAGCCCCACCGUGCUGCCCAGCACCCUCAGCCUGGACACUAUGCCCAAGUUUGCCUUCUCCUCGGAGGAUGAGAGCCCCUAUGUGGCGUCCACCAAGCCGGAGAGACCCAAGUUUGUGGUGGGAGAUCCCGAGGUGGGCCCCGGUGGUGCGGUGAAGCAGUCGGCGUUAUCCGCUGAUCUUGCCAACCUCAACCGCAUCCGCCUCCGGAGCAACAGCACCGGCACCAAAAACUCGACUCCGCGGAGCCUGGAGCCCAGCGGGGGCCGUCGGCUGAGCACCCAGAAGGAUGUGCCGGAGAGGCAAAGGGCCUCGCUGGGCAGCCGUGUCCCCAAAUCCGCCUCCGUCUCAGCCCUGUCCCUCAUCAUCACGUCAGAUGACUUCGGUGGUGGCGCCUUGAUGAGCCCCAUCUCCCCUCACUCCCUCUCAUCCAACCCCUCUUCCCGUGACUCCUCCCCGAGCCGGGACUCAUCCCUCGCCAUCGCCAGCCUGCGGCCGCCCAUCAUCAUCCACAGCUCGGGGAAGAAGUACGGCUUCACCCUGCGGGCCAUCCGCGUCUACAUGGGCGACAGCGACGUCUACACCGUGCACCACAUGGUCUGGAGCGUGGAAGAGGGGAGCCCCGCGCAGGAGGCAGGGCUGAGGGCGGGCGAUCUCAUCACACACGUGAACGGAGAGUCCGUGCUGGGCCUGGUUCACCGGGAUGUCGUGGAGCUGCUGCUCAAGAGCGGGAAUAAAGUGGCCCUGCGCACCACGGCCCUGGAGAACACCUCCAUCAAAAUCGGCCCUGCCAGGAAAAACAGCUCCAAGACGAGGAUGGCGAGGAGGAGUAAGAAGAGCAGGAAAAGGGAUGGCCAGGACAGCAGGAGAAAAUCCCUCUUCAAGAAGAUCUCCAAGCAGUCGUCGGUCCUGCACACCAGCCGCAGCUUCUCCUCCGGCCUCCACCACUCUCUGUCCUCCAGCGAGAGCCUCCCGGAGUCCCCCACGCACAGCCUGUCCCCAGGUCCCACCACACCCUGCCGGAGCCCUGCUCCCGACCUGCCCUCAGAUGCCGUGUCCCCGCAGAGCACCUCUCCCUCCUCCAGCACCCCAACGUCGCCCGCCGGCCACGUGCGCCCCAGCUCCCUGCACGGGCUGGCCCCCAAACUGGGCGGGCAGCGCUACAAAGUGGGGCGCCGCAAAUCCACCAGCAGCAUCCCCCCCUCGCCCCUCGCCUGCACCCCUUCCUCCUCCCAGCGCCCGCCUUCCCCCCAGCGCUCCCCCUCUCCGCUCCCCGGGUUCCCCAAAACCCCCCACUCCUUCCAGGGCAAGACCCUGUCGCCCCCCACCAUCGUCCGGCAGAGCUCCCGGCCCCGCAGCGCCGACUGCCCCCGCUCCCCCCUCCUCAAGCGCGUCCAGUCGGCCGAGAAGAUCGUCACCAUCCUGGCCGAGAAGAAAAGCUGCGGCGGCCGCAAGCUGGGGCUGGAGAUGUCCCCGAUGGACGCGGAGGCCAUCGGGGAGGGAGAAGCGCUGCCCUACCCAGGGGAGCACGGUUACCACCCCGCCAGCUCCCGGCUCGGGGAGAGGCACGACCGGGACCAGGAGAUGGUGGUCAUGCGGCGCCUGAACCUCUCCGAGCGCAGGGACUCCUUCAAGAAGCAAGAGGCGGUCCAAGAAGUGAGUUUUGACGAGCAGGAGACGGUGCCGGGAGGCGAAGACGGCGGGAAGAGCGAAGAUGGGCCGGGCACGACCCCGCAGGGCGCGGAGCCGCAGCCGAGGCUGAAGCCCAGCCCCGUGCCCCAGAUCGCGGUGCAGGGCUCCGAGAGCGACGAGCAGGAGCCGGCGGUGCCCGAGUGGGAAUGCCAGGGCUCCUACCCCAUCGGCAGCGCCCGGCAGCCGGACGGCAGCAUCCCCCUGCCGUGGUGGAACGGGUGCGAGCACCGGGACCGUGGCUCCCAGCAGCGCCGGAACUCUGGGGAGGGAUCAAUGGGCCACCGGGAAGCGCCGGCACGGGGCCAGGAGCUGCCGGGGGCUCAUCUCCCCGCGCCCCGGCGUGGCACGUGGAGCGGGGCCAAGCACUCAUGAGCCCCACGCUGGCACCAGGGGUGGUUCGGGCUCCCUGGGGCACCCCAACCACGUCCCCGAAAACUCCGUCCCACACAGCAUAUCCAUGAGAGAAACGUCCCUGGAGCCGCUCUGGACGUUGGCGCUGGCUGGGCCCUUUCUCCCCCCUGUGAAGGCUUUUUGUACUCCCCGAGAGAUGCUCAUAUUUUUAUAGAGAUGCAGGAGCUUUUCCCGGCGGCGGCCCCACCCUCUGUGUACAGAAAGGACUCGAUGCAAAUAUUCCUUAAUUAAUUUAUUACUUUUUAUAAGCUAAACGGGCAGUGCAGGGCCGUCACAGGGUCCAACCCAGCUCUGGGAGUCCCAGCCUUUUCCGUGUGUCUCCCAGCUUCCAGAUGGAUGGCACACUGUUUUCUAACAUUGCAAAGACCCCACUCGCUUUUCCCUACUUUCUAACUUCAGUUUUAGCUGGAAACACCCCAGAUGUCCUAAGAAACACAAAUUCUAACAUUUAAAAUUAAAACAAAACCCCAAGCCUACAGCAACAUCCCCCAAAUGCUGGUGCUCCAGGCUGGGAUGCAGAGGGGGGAUUUUAUUUGCAUAUGGAUCAGAAGAUGAUGGACAUAUGGGUCAUUUUAUAAGUGCACAGUGGAUGUAAAGGGUUUGAUUAUUUUAUUGGAGCCUUUUGGAGCCACCAGGCUUCAUGGGCCCUUCCAGGGGGAGAAAAAGAGAGACAUUGCCACAGGGUCAGCAACUGGAUGUGAAUAUUAAGGGGAUUUUUAGGGUCAGAUUUUGCUCUUUCUCUGCCCCCAAAUCCUGUGGUGUUGGUCGGUCAGUGCAUAGACACCCAUAAAAUCCCAACUUCUCCUUGUUUUUUAAAACAAAUCCACCCUAACCCAGUGAGCACCUGCAAUUUGGGAAUUUUACCCCCUUGUUCCCCCUCCCCUUUGUUGUUCUAUUCAACAAACUACAGCUCAGCCCAGCAUUUCCCCCCCUAUUUCUACCAUUUUCUAGGGUAUAAACGUUCCCGUUUGUUAAUGCAUGUUCUGGCUUUCCCCCCCACCAGGCACCACCGUGGCCCUGGUGGGUUUUUGGGCUGUGUGUUGGGGUUAUUUUGUGCACGUGUGGUUUGUACCAGGCUCCCCAUCCCGCUUCUCCCGUUAAACUGGUGCCGUUAAACCCUCCCCAAAAAACGAGCCGCCAGAGCUGCUCC
This is a messenger RNA of Empidonax traillii (willow flycatcher), 5640 nucleotides long. RefSeq names its product microtubule associated serine/threonine kinase 3 (gene MAST3). Gene Ontology annotation, biological process: intracellular signal transduction; peptidyl-serine phosphorylation. The transcript has 28 exons. NCBI's taxonomy places the organism in Eukaryota, Metazoa, Chordata, Aves, Passeriformes, Tyrannidae. The record is from RefSeq and is a predicted model, not a curated record. Gene Ontology annotation, molecular function: ATP binding; protein binding; magnesium ion binding. Bases 36 to 4451 code for a protein of 1471 amino acids.